Molecule: messenger RNA, 3303 nt
Organism: Komagataella phaffii GS115
Lineage: Eukaryota; Fungi; Ascomycota; Pichiomycetes; Pichiales; Pichiaceae
Product: Putative aminophospholipid translocase (flippase) involved in endocytosis and vacuolar biogenesis
Exons: 1
Coding region: 1-3303 (1100 amino acids)
Biological process (GO): retrograde vesicle-mediated transport, Golgi to endoplasmic reticulum; phospholipid translocation; endocytosis
Cellular component (GO): endosome; plasma membrane; trans-Golgi network
Molecular function (GO): ATPase-coupled intramembrane lipid carrier activity; magnesium ion binding; ATP binding
Source: RefSeq, a predicted model, not a curated record
AUGUCCUUUGAUGCUGACAAUAAUCAGUGGAAUUCAAGGAAGGACAAUCCCGACCUCAAUCUGUUCAUUAAUGAAGAGUUCGAAUCGUCCUUAAAUCAAGCGCUAGACUCAAUUGUCAAUGAGAACCCUUUCUUUGACCAAGAAACUAUAAAUAGAUCGAAUGACAAAGUUGGAAAUGAGUCCAUUAGCUUACAUGAUAUUGAGCAGGCAGACCAAAAUAAACCGUCCUUUGAGAGCGAUAUUGAUGGUUCGGCGCCGUUGAUAAGAGACGACAAAUUGCCAAAGAAACAAAGCUGGGGGCUGAGCAAUUUUUUUUCAAGAAGAAAUAGCAUAUGUUUACCACUACAUGAAAAUGAUUCAAGUGUUGUUAAGACCGAAAGAUCUAUUGCAGUGGGAACACCCCAUCUUCAAUACUGCUUCAAUGGAAUCUCCAAUGCCAAGUACAAUGCAUUUACCUUUUUCCCAGUCAUCCUAUACGAGCAAUUCAAAUUUUUUUUCAAUUUAUACUUUACUUUAGUGGCUCUCUCUCAAGCGAUACCGCAACUUCGCAUUGGAUAUCUUUCUUCGUAUGUCGUCCCACUUUUGUUUGUACUCAUAGUGACCAUGUCAAAAGAGGCGAUGGAUGAUAUUCAACGCCGAAGAAGGGAUAGAGAACAGAACAAUGAACCAUAUGAGGUUCUGUCCAGCCCAUCACCAGUUUUGUCCAAAAACUUAAAAUGUGGUCACUUGGUUCGAUUGCAUAAGGGAAUGAGAGUGCCCGCAGAUAUGGUUCUUGUCCAGUCAAGCGAAUCCACCGGAGAGUCAUUUAUCAAGACAGAUCAGCUGGAUGGUGAGACUGAUUGGAAGCUUCGGAUUGUUUCUCCAGUUACACAAUCGUUACCAAUGACUGAACUUCAAAAUGUCGCCAUCACUGCAAGCGCACCCUCAAAAUCAAUUCACUCCUUUCUUGGAAGAUUGACCUACAAUGGGCAAUCAUAUGGUCUUACGAUAGACAACACAAUGUGGUGUAAUACUGUAUUAGCUUCUGGUUCAGCAAUUGGUUGUAUAAUUUACACAGGUAAAGAUACUCGACAAUCGAUGAACACAACUCAGCCCAAACUGAAAACGGGCUUGUUAGAACUGGAAAUCAAUAGUUUGUCCAAGAUCUUAUGUGUUUGUGUGUUUGCAUUAUCUGUCAUCUUAGUGCUAUUCCAAGGAAUAGCUGAUGAUUGGUACGUCGAUAUCAUGCGGUUUCUCAUUCUAUUCUCCACUAUUAUCCCAGUGUCUCUGAGAGUUAACCUUGAUCUUGGAAAGUCAGUCCAUGCUCAUCAAAUAGAAACUGAUAGCUCAAUACCUGAAACCGUUGUUAGAACUAGUACAAUACCGGAAGACCUGGGAAGAAUUGAAUACCUAUUAAGUGACAAAACUGGAACUCUUACUCAAAAUGAUAUGGAAAUGAAAAAACUACACCUAGGAACAGUCUCUUAUGCUGGUGAUACCAUGGAUAUUAUUUCUGAUCAUGUUAAAGGUCUUAAUAACGCUAAAACAUCGAGGAAAGAUCUUGGUAUGAGAAUAAGAGAUUUGGUUACAACUCUUGCUAUCUGCCACAAUGUCACCCCCACGAUAGAAGAUGGUGUUCUUAGUUACCAAGCGGCAUCCCCUGAUGAAAUUGCUAUUGUAAAGUUCACAGAGAGUGUUGGUUUGAUUUUAAUAAAAAGAGACCGUCACUCAAUCAGUUUGAGGCAUGAAUCAACUGGCGAAACACUAGAUUACGAGAUUCUUCAGAUGUUUCCGUUCAAUUCCGACUCCAAAAGAAUGGGAAUAAUUGUGCGUGACCAGCAACGAGAAGAAAUUUGGUUUAUGCAAAAGGGCGCUGACACUGUUAUGAGAACGAUCGUCCAUCAAAAUGAUUGGCUGGAUGAAGAAACAUCUAAUAUGGCAAGGGAGGGACUGAGAACAUUAGUGAUCGCAAGGAAGAAGCUCACCGAUCAUGGAUACGAAAUAUUCAAGAAGAAGUAUGAGGAAGCCUCGCUCCUGAUGGUUAAUCGGGACCAAAACAUGGCCAAGGUUAUCUCCACUCAUUUAGAAAGUGAUCUGGAAUUACUUGGAUUAACGGGUGUGGAGGACAAGUUGCAACGCGACGUUAAAGCUUCGGUCGAACUGCUUCGGAAUGCUGGAGUUAAGAUUUGGAUGCUGACUGGUGAUAAGGUCGAAACCGCUAAAUGUGUUGCUAUCAGCGCCAGACUAGUUUCCAGAGGCCAGUAUGUUCACACGGUUACCAAAUUGUCCAGAAUGGAUACCGCAUUACAAUCGAUAGAAUAUCUCAAGUCCAAUCAAUCUGUGGCUCUUUUGAUCGAUGGGGAGUCUCUGGGAAUCUUCUUGCAAUACUACCAACAAGAAUUUUUUGACAUAGUGAUUCAUUUGCCUGCUGUUAUUGCAUGCCGAUGCACUCCUCAACAAAAGGCCGAUAUCGCCAUUCUUCUACGGGAUAGAACGCAUAAAAGAGUUUGCUGUAUUGGUGAUGGUGGUAAUGAUGUUAGCAUGAUUCAAUGUGCUGACGUUGGAGUCGGAAUUGUUGGCAAAGAAGGUAAACAAGCUUCUUUGGCUGCAGAUUUUUCCAUCACUCAAUUCUGCCAUUUGACGAAGUUGCUACUUUGGCAUGGUCGAAAUUCUUAUAAGACAAGUGCAAAGCUCGCCCAAUUCGUCAUUCAUAGAGGUUUGAUUAUCUCAGUGUGUCAAGCUGUUUAUUCCAUUUGCUCUUCCUUUGAACCCUUGGCUUUAUAUCAAGGUUGGCUAAUGGUAGGAUAUGCCACCGUUUACACUAUGGCUCCGGUAUUUUCACUCGUCCUUGAUAGGGAUGUUGAUGAGGCUUUGGCGAACUUGUACCCUGAACUUUACAAAGAGCUCACAGAAGCAAAAUCGCUAUCCUAUAGAACAUUUUUUAUAUGGACUUUAGUCUCACUGUACCAGGGUUGUGCCAUUCAAUUUCUUUCCCAAUUUUUCUGUGGAUUGGGUACAGAUGAUUUUACGACUUUGGUUACCCUCAGUUUUACAUCCUUGGUUAUCAACGAACUUGUCAUGGUUGCAAUUGCCAUCAACACAUGGAACAAAGUCAUGUUCAUUACCUUGUUGGUUACAUUUGCCAUUUACAUAUUAUCUGUUCCAUUUCUGGGAGAGUACUUCAACCUAGAUUAUACUACUUCAGGAAAGUUUUUCUAUCAAACCUUAAUUAUUUUGGUCAUUUCUUUGAUGCCAAUAUGGUCAGUUAAAGUAAUAAACCGAAAAUUGAGACCCCCCAAUUAUGCUAAGGUCCAACUGUCAUAG